GGGAAGGAAGAGAGUAAGGAAGCAGAAAGGAGGAGAAGGGAGUGGAAGUGCAGAGAGGUAGGACUGAGGAAGCGAGGCGACGUGAGGUUUUGGGCCCCCUAGCAAACUAGCGAUGGCGUCGGCAAAUCCGCAAGUCGCAGGAGGUGCUGGCUCUAGCGAAGAGGAAGGAGAGGAGAGGAAUGUGAUCCUGUAUGAGAAAUUCAAGCUAGUGGAGUGUCGAAUGCAAGAUGGAAACGAGAACGAGGAUGGCGGAGGCUCAUCAGAGGCUGGAUCAGAAAGUGGGACUUCUGGUGGUGGUGUUGUUGGUGGAGUUGGGUCCAAGGUAUGGCAGCUCAUGCCAGGUCCACGGGGUGUAUCUGCUCCUGUCCCUGGCAAGGGUGUCGGUAAAGCUAUUGCGAUCUCGCCAUGCGGCCAGUACGUUGCUGUCCUGUAUGGAAAUGGCGUUUGGAUUUUUAAUAAAUCGGGCGAGUUCAAGAAACCGUGUGGAAGCUUCAAAGGUGACUAUAUCAGCGAGCUGGAAAGAACGGGGUUGGAGGGGGCGGCAGGCAAGGGUGGGUACGAGUUGCUGGUGCUUGGGCAAGACAAGAUGCUUUAUCGCCUUCCUAUUGUUCCAGCGGGGUCACCAACCAGCGGUCCUGCUCCUGUGGCUUAUCCAAAAUUACAGCUGGGAAAGCAGCAUCCUUCAGGUGUGAUGUGCAUGACUUUCUUGCCAGCGCGCUCGCUCCUUGUCGUUGUUGGCCCCGGAGCAAGCACACCAGAUGCUGCGGCUUCUGCCGGAGGCGGACAACAAUGCGCUCUCUCCGUUUCCUUCUGGACGCUGACCGAUUCAUCACCCUUCUCGACCGUGAUCAGUCACACACCCGUCCCACGAAGCUGGCGUGCGCCUGGCCUUGGGCAGUCAUGGCUCAGGUUGGGUGCCGGAGGGCGUCCUGCAAAUGAAACCUCAUGCACUCCGAAGGCAGUGUUCUCGCCGAAUGGGAAAACAGUCGCAUGUGUCGAUCAGCAGGGUAACCUGCAUCUCCUAGAGAUGAAAAUGGAAAUCGACACAAAGCCGUCUGUGGCUUUCAUCAAGCUGGGAAAAUCUCCUUCUCCUGUAGCGCAAGGAAGUAGCGACAAGGACACGGAGGUCGGGAAGAGCGGCUCUUGGGAUGUUAAGGAUGUGGACGACAUUGGUUGGUGGUCAGAUCAGGCAUUGAUAAUUGCAGGGACGUCUGGCAUCCUGUCGGUAAGCACAGUCCCAGAUCUAGUGAAUAUUCUCGGUAAAACCCGGGAGGUUUUCCAGCCUCAUCUCUGUGUAACACAAGGAGUGCGUGGACGGAUUUUUGUCCUCGAUGAUAUCAAGAAGGAAGAAGAGGCGACGGCAACAGGAGGAAAAACAGAUGAUGUUUGUUCUCGUAAAGAAGCCAAAGAAGGACCUGACAAGAAUGACAAAGGAAAUGCGGACAAGGAGGACGAGGAGAAAGACGAAGAGGAGGAGGAAGAGGAAGAUGAUGAGCUGCAAGGUGGGCGAAUGUCUGGACUGUCGAAAUGGAUACCUUGGGGUGGGAGAGAGAAGGCUGAUGCGGGCAAUGAUAGUAAGAGUGACAUGACGACACAGGGAUGGCGCCUCGUGUCCUUGGUCGAGCAAACGCCUUCGCAGAUGCUGAGGAUUCACCUUGCUGCUGGAGAAUUUGAGUCUGCGUUAAAGCUUGCACGGAAGUUUGACUUGGAUGCUGGGGAUGUGUACAAGGCCAGGUGGCUGAAAUCCGAUGGCGGAAAAGACAGCAUUCAUGACAAUCUGCCAAAGAUCAAGGACAGGGAUUGGGUUCUGAAGGAAUGUCUCAGGAGGGUGAGCUCCAAUGCUGGGAGUACGAUGGCACUCUUGCAAUAUGGUCUCUUAGAGACGGAAAAGUUCCGCGUAUGGGAGGAAGAAGGAGAGAGCGAUGAAACAAGGGAGAAUGUGUCGGAGUCCAGCGGUGAUGAAGUGCCCAGAAAGUGGUGGUAUAGACGACAAAGACUGCGGCUCCUUCAGUACAGGGAUCGGAUGGAAACCUUCUUGGCCGUGAACCUUAACAGGUACGUUUCUGAAGAGUAUUUGAAGUUUCGUGCGUGCGACCUUCCCAAGGCUGCCGUUCAGUUUGCCCAACACGGAAUGAUAAGCACACUAGAGCAUCUUUUCAAGCGGCAUGCUCUCACACUGUCGCCAUCGAUCUUGAAGAUCUUGGACAACCUACCAGAGACCCUCCCCCCUUACACAUAUAGAGCAAUCCUUCCUGCAGUUAACCCAGAUGUUCCCGGCCCUCUUCGGCCCGUUGACUGGGUUGAGAAGGCAGAAAUUCUAGAGAAAUUGACUCAAAUGGGCCUGCUGGAGGAUGCAGAUGAGGGAGCGAAAGCUGUUGGCAUUGAUGUCUGCACUGAGGAAAUGGUGAGAAUCACAAAGGGAGUGGUUUGGCCGCCGAAAGAGACGACUGAAGACUGGUACAGGGCAAGGGCCCGAAAGAUUGAUGAGAUGAGCGGUCAGCUUGAACAUAGCUUGUCAUUGCUCGAUUUGGGAAUACAGAGGGGUUUUGAGGGGUUGGUGCCAUUCUUAGAAAUGUUAUCCGAUCUUCAUGGCGUUGUUUAUGGGGCUUCCGCGGAGGAAACUGGCGAGGGGGGAGGCAUGGAGCUGUCCCUGUCAAUGUGGGAGGAUAUGGGGAAUUACGAAAAGUUCUGCAUCAUCAUGCGCGGUGUGAACGCCAAGAAUGCCGUGGAGAGGUUGCGGGAGAGAGGUUUCGCAUUCCUGAAAAGGGUCGGAAGGACUGAAGCAGGACCAGAGAGUGACGCACUUGAAGUCAAAUCAGACACUCCUGCUUGGAAGAACUCGAUGCUCGGUCAAUGGUUGGUAGAGAGAGCGCACGAAGGAAAGAUUGAUCUGUGUGCUCUGGUUUUGGAAGAGUUGGAGAGCUCUAAGGAAGUGGAGAGAGGGGCGUUUCUGAGCGAGAAAGAAUUCGGUGAGGUUGUGCUAGAUUGUGUCUACGGAUGUCCCACCUUGGGUGACUGGCAGUGGAUGUCUGCCAUUCUUCAACAAGUGCCGCGACGGAAAACUAUGAAGCAGAAGGGGAACGGUAAAGGGGAGGAUAGAGUUGCCCCUGUUCUGGGCCGAUUGCUGCGGAGGGGAGUUCUAAUGCGUAGAGGCGGAGAAGAGGAAGUCCAAGGAGCACCUGAGGUUCCUGGGGAGUUUGAGGCAGGCCCUCUGCUUGGUGAGGUGGAGGAAGGCAGUGGCACGAAAGAUUGGGAGGUUGCUCUUCAUGAGAGAAUUGAACGCGCUGAAGGACAUGUUGAAGCGGGCCGUUUGCUUGCAUUGUACGAGGUUCCGAAGCAAGUGAGCUUCUUCCUUGUCUGCCAUGAAGAGGAGUCUGAGGUGAAGCAACUGCUGAGGAAGCUCAUCUCAUCACGGGCGAAUUUGCAGCCACCUUUGCCCGAUUCUGAAUGGGCAUCUUUGUGGGUGAACAUCAGGACUCUCCAUGAGCGUGCGUUUCCUUUUGUCAACCAGGAAUCGCUGCUGCUUGAGUUCUGCCGAGGAAUGCUUCGAGCUGGCAAGUUCUCGUUGGCGAAGAACUACGUAAGGGGGACAUCAGCCACAUCGCUUCCUCUUGGAGAUGCCGAGAAGCUUAUCAUUGACAUCAGCCAUGAGUAUUUCCGUAACUCGUCGUCAAUGGAGGACGCAGAUGUUGCCAAGGCAAGGCAAUGUCUGCAGUUGCUUUCACAAGACAGCGAAUUGGUGAAGUCGGAGCUUGACCUGAUCAAUGCAGUAUCAAUCAAGUUACCAGAGAUGGGUGUGAAGUUGUUGCCUUACGAAGUGCGAGAAGUGAGUGACCGCAUGGAACUCGUGCACUUGGCCCUCGCAACGGAUCCGACGGCGUAUCAAAGGAUGGACGAAGUGAAGAAAUUGGCGAGUCUGCUAGGCUUGAAGUCGGCAAUGGAUAGACUGGCAGUCGAGGCAGCAGUUGCAAGGCAGGCGGCCUCAUGUGGCGACGUUGGGACGGCCCAGUCGGUGUGUAUGCAGCUUAUUAUGGCAGGGUAUUCCGAGAUUUGGGACCUCUGUGGAGCUCUCGCGAGAGGAUCUGGCGGUGCAAAGCUGGACCUCGAAUCCGCCCGGUCCAUGCUUGGAUUUUCACUGUGCCAUUGUGACGAGGAUUCUGUCGCUGACUUGAUGGCAGCCUGGAAGGAAAUGGAUUUGAAGGAGGAAUACGGUGUGUUGAGGAGAGCCAUCGGACUGCAUGACAACGAACCAGAGGGUGAUGGAGAUUGCAAGGUUGAGGACGCGACUGCGGACUUGUGGGAUCGGGGACGAGUUGCUCUUUCUACCUUAGGUAUCUGUGUAGAUGGCAAUCGCAUGCCAGACGACAAGCCUGUUCCAAGGAGUGUUGCCAAAUUUGCGACCAACGAGCUGCUCUGGCUUAUGGACAUAAGGAAAACUUGCGGAGGUAGUGAGGAAAGAGUCGAUGUGGGAAUGGAGGCGCUGGCUAUGGCGGCUCAUUGGCUUGUCAACUUGGAGGCGAGUGUGGACGAAGCAAUUUUGGUGGAGGUGGGACGGCGGUUAAUCGACAUGUGUGGAGGGCGAGUAUGGGAUGAGCUUGGACUUAGCUACCUCCUGGCGGUGGAGCCCAGAGAAGGCGUGGUCUCUGUUCUGGAAGAACAAGUAGAGAGCCGCACUGAUUACGACAACCUCCAUCGCCUCCUCCUUAUGAUCCUGUACUACUGCUCAGUGCAAGCUCAGGUUGCUAGAGUCGACAAUGCCAAGGAGGUGCGAAGCAUCCUGAGUUGCUCUGCUACACAGCUGGCGGAAAGGGUGGUGCAUGCAGCGGAGGACGUUGGCCUGUCCGACUCAGAGGGUAUUGAUUGGUUGCCAAAGGUGAAGGCAACCCUGGGGAAACUUAGGGCAAUCAAGGACGCGCUCAGUCUUCAGGAUCUGAUCCCAGACAUUGCCGUUGGACGGUUCGCGACUGGGGACACGGAAUACAUUUCUGGCCAGAUUCUAUCACUGGUCGCAGGGCCUUUGACAGGCGAUACGGGAGUUGUAUUAGCCCGUGCGCUGAAUUUUGCUGAGACUUAUGGUGUUGACAAAUGGGAGGUUCUUAUGUCUCAUGCCGAGACACUCCUUUUGUCCGAUUGGCCGGUUGAAAGAGUCGAAGCAAUGCUUGCCAAUUCUCUAGAGGGCGUGCUGACAAGACCUGUGGAGGUCGUGAAGAGGUUGCAAUGCAGAGUGUACCCUCAGCUUAGUGGCAGCCAUCAUUCGCUUCUUCAGUGCUACUACUCCCUCAUUGAGAGCUGUUACACGGCAGUGAAGAAUGGAGUCGAGGGGUCUGGAGAGGCUCUGCCGAGCGGUAGUGCAGUUCUGGAAACUGGAGAAAGUUUGGAGGAUUGCCUGGCAAACGCACAGCGACUGAUCAUGGUGUGUGCAAAAGUGAAGGAAUCGAUUCCUGCUCUUGACCUGAAGAAGCUGGUGGUCGCAGCUGGAGCAGACCAUGUUGCUCCAGCGCGUGAAGCUGUUGAAGAGAUCAGGAAACAUGUGUCGCUGGACAACGUGGACUGCUUGGCGGAAGUGGUAGAGGACCUUGCAGCGGUUGUGAGAGGACAAGAGGAAAGGGUUGAGCCAAGUGGCAGGGCCGGUUCAAGCAAUGGACUGCCGUCAUCCAGUGCCGUCUUUCUGGCUAUGGUGGAGAAGGUUCUCUUUGAAGUUGGAGUUGACAGCGAAGAGAAUGUGCCAGAAGACCAGGGCCUCGGAUGGGAGGAUCGGUACAAAGCUUGCUGUUGCCAUUUGGCCAAGUUGGCUGCAAGCGAUCUUGUGAAUGUUCUUCGUUGGGUGAUGAAAGAGAGCAGGCGAGAUAUGGAACCAGAGGGUGAAGAGAGGACUGUGAAAUUCUGGGCUUGUGUCGCGGAUGAUGGACGAAACAUUUUCUGGAAUAAAAAGGAGGAGAUGGGGGAGGAAGGAAAACAGAUUGCGGCAUCUUUUACAGAGGCUGCAGUGUUUCUCAAAGUGGUGUCAGAAAUGUUGCAGAGUCAAAUGCUGACAAGGAAGCAGGCACAAGGAGUUAUGGAUGCGAUCCCGACCAUUGGAUCCGGGGGAGAAGCGGACCGUGUCCUUCGAGGCAUGGUUGUCAGUGGCUGCAGUCUGGAAACAGUGAUUAGGGUCAUGAGGGCGCUCGAAAGUGCACAGGCUGGGGAGGAGGGAGGGAGGUCAUGGAAUGUUAUGUCCCUGUACCUCGAGUCCUUGGAUGGAAGUUUGAAAAGAGGCAGGCAGCUGGAGGGUAUGCUUGGUGGGGGUAUAGGUGGGGAUUCCCUCUCAGGCAUGGGAGUUGUGCAGGGUGUGCUUGUUUCGUUGGCAGAGCAGCAACAAACAGAGUGGCUGGAGGUGGAAGAGCGAGACCGCAUUCGGCUGGGAAUUUGGGAGAGGCUCCGUUCAUUUGCCGACGACUUCACUGCCCCAAUGCGGAUGCGGAUACAGGUGCUGGAGCUCCUCGAGUCGUUGAGUUCACCCCAGGAAAGCGGGAAGGGGGGUUUUAGCCCUGACCUUGCUAAAGUUGACCGCAGUCUUGGAGGGUUAUGGGGAGAGUGGAAGCCCCCAGGUACAUUGUCAGAAGGUGGAUUGGGAGGCUUAAGCGAACAGGGAUCUUCGUUGUUGCUUCUCAGGUCGAUGGAUGUUGUGAGCUCUCUCUGGGAGGGAGUGGAGAUCCGGCUCACGGAUUUGCGAUCGAAUGAUGCUGCCGAAUUGCUCUUUUUGCGGUUAUUAGAAUGUCAGAAAACUCCCGAUCACUUGCGUGCGCUAGGCUCGCUGCUAGAGAUUUGGGGGGAGGUCUUCGACGAAAAGUCGGAUUAUGGCACGGAACAGAAGGAAGGUGCCGAAGAGGAAACCAAGCUUGAAGCCGAGGAAGCCGGUGACGAGGGAUGGGAGACAAUCGAGGAGCAUGAGACCGAUAUCAUCCCGGUCUAUGCACUUCACCGCUGCUGGUGUGUGCUUCUGGAGGAGAUGUCACAAAGAAAUUGCAGUCACUACGCGUUGCAGCUGCUUGACCGUGCAAAUGCGAGAGGGUGGUCGCUUCUCGCCCGCUUGACGGAGUCCGGUGUGGACCCGUUCACUGCUCAGCAAAGACGGAAGGUGCCAAUUGGCCUGGAGGAAGCUGAGGCUCUUCUAGAGAGGGUUUGCGCAGGAGAGGGAGGGAUAGUUUUGGCAGCGAAGAUGGGGCUCUUGCUUCCCUAUGCUCGCAUACACGAGCUCGUCUUGAAAAAGCUGUUGAUGGUGAUCGAGAAGGGCCGCGAAAGAGAGAGAGAGGAGUGGGAACGAGUUCCAAAGCGGGGCAUCAGAAGGGCAUCGAGCGGUGAGGAGAGCCCUGAGGGUGAAGGAGAGAAGCAUUGCCCUGAAGUUGUCAUCGAUUCAGACCUCGUGGUGCUGAUUCUCUUGUCGGGCAUGUUGGUGCCGAUUGCAGGUGAUCCCUCAAGGGCAGAGCUUUUCCAAAUGUUCUGCAAUGAGCUUGCCCCGCUCGCAUGGCAGCUGCGAAGUUUACUUGGUUCUGCACCCUGGAAGCAAGGGAACAAAGUCGCCACCUCCCUCCGCGGGUUGCUCUGUACAGUUGCGUUUCCAAUGACAGUGAUGGAAUUGACAGCCGGAAGGCUGCAUGGGCUUGCUGGAGCGCUCGUGCUGCAAUUCCUUCGCGUUCAUCCGUCUUUGAUGACGAUGGACGGCGCUUUUGAGGCCCUGAAGAGGUUCCUUAGCAAUCUUCAGGGCUGGCUAGACAUAGGCUCAAUGUCAGUUGGGGUGGAGUUCGGCGAUGACAGUCACAGCACUGAGCAGUUGUCGAAUCUCAAGGGCACGCUAGAGCAUUUGGCGAAGAUGUUCGCCGAACGACGGAAAGUUGCACUGGAAACCCUGAUCAAUGACAUGAAAUGAAUUGAUGCAAGGAAAAAUGUUGAAGCAGCUGGCGAGGUUUGAUGGCGUCUUGUGUUUAAAGAGCUUCGACGGCAUGGUUUACAUUGAUUUACUGACUCUGUUAUUUUGCGUUAAAAUUCUCAUGUAGCAAUGGCUGUCUAGUGUAUAGUUAGGUAGCAGCUCCGUGAAGGUAUAGGCGCUUGCUGAAUUCCCUGUGCUUAUGCUUCUAUGUUCUCUUGGUUGUGAAGUUGAAUCAACAAUAGUUUCUUUCAGCUAGUUCUACUCUUAGACUUGAAAGCCUUGCUCGUCCCUCGUCCACUAAUUUACAGUGUGGGCAAAUUAUACCUGCCUGCCCUUGUUCCACUUGUUUGCAGUGUGUUACUCAAAAGAUAAAACCCAUAAUAGUCU
Messenger RNA from Chara braunii, 8293 nucleotides. The record is from the annotation of a GenBank genome assembly. NCBI's taxonomy places the organism in Eukaryota, Viridiplantae, Streptophyta, Charophyceae, Charales, Characeae.